AGCUAGGAGUGUCAAAGUUCUUCUCCGCAUUCCGUGUGUGUGGACGGCGAGAACACGAAAAGACGGCCAAAGGAUGCGAUUGCGCACUUUGCCCAACUAUAACAAGGGACCUGGGAAUAACCUCUCACCGUUCACAGCUGAAAUAAUUGAAGGGCUUUCUCCUGUUAUUUAUUGAUGGUACACGGUUUGACCUUGACCAAAAAAAGUAAAGCGAUUGAGAAUUGAGCAAGUUCCGAUUUUAAAGACAAUGUGUGGACAUUGAAAUUGGUGGGAUCAUCGACCUCCCCAACAUGGCCGCCACGUCUCCUCCAGUUUUCAUAUCUGUGUUGACAGGGCAGUUUGCAGCCCGGGUGACACAUUCGUUGCCCCCCCGUCACAUGACUUUUUAUGUGACUUGCAUUUCCUCAUCCGGCCGGCAGCGCGUCGGUCACCUCACGUCCGACGAUCUCCGACUGCUCGACUCUUGUUUAGUUUGACCACCGCCAAGCAGCAGGCCAUCAUGUUCCGAUAUGCCGCGUUUGUUCUUCUCCUGGCAUUUGGAUGUGUAAUCCAUCUGUCAUGUGGGACAGAGGUGACAGUCCAAGACAAAGAUGACAAGUUGUGUCUUUACGCCAAUCUCUCGGUCAAUUUCUCCGUUUCGUACGUGACGUCAGGGAACAAGAGCGAGCUCGCAGAGUUUGAACUUCCCGCCGAAGUCGUGUCCAACGGGAGUAAAUGCGACGCCGCGAGCUCCACCUUGCAGCUCAACUUCGGAGCGGGACACUCCUGGAGCAUGAACUUCAGCGUCAGCGGGAACACGUACCAGGCGGAUUCCAUCACGUUCUCCUACAACCUCAGCGACGCCACCGUCUUCCCUAAAUCUGCAUCGACCGACACUCUCUCCGUGACCGUGAGGCCUCACAUCACUGACAUAGGCAUGGACACCUGCUACUCCUGCAAGAGCAAGGAGACCAUCCAGUCGGACUCGGUCAACCAGACCCUGUGGAACGUGCUCAUCCAGGCCUUCGUCAGCAACGGCACACACAGUGAAAACCUGACCACCUGUGCCGCCGACCUGCCCGCCACCCCCACCGCCUCUCCCACCACAGCGGCCCCGGUGACAAACACCACCGCCGCCACCCUCGCGCCGACGACCUCCCCCGCGCCCACCCUCCCCACGCCCGCCACCGGGAAGUUCAGCGUCAAACCGGACAAUAACGGCACGGCCUGUCUGUUGGCAAACUUCGCCCUGCGGAUCGGCGUCAAGCAAGGCGAGAAGCAUCAAGAGAUGAACCUGGACCCCAACGUGACCAGAGCGUCUGGAUCGUGUGGCGUCAACAGCAGCGAGCUGGUGUUGGCGUCUACCGACAUGACUGUGGUGCUCACUUUCACCAAUGGCACCAAAAAAUUCCGCCUACAAUCUGUGAAUGUCACCGCCAAGUUGACUUCCGGUGUGAUCUUCUCCGAGGCGAACAGCAGCUUGAGUCUGUGGGAGGCGGCGGUGGGCAGCUCGUACAUGUGCAACAAGGAGCAGAAUUACACCAUCACCAGCCAGCUGAACAUCUUCACCUUCAACCUGCAAGUGCAACCCUUCGCCGUGAAGAAGGGCCUCUUCAGUACAGCCCAUGAGUGUCCAUUGGACGACACCAGCAUCUUAAUCCCAAUCAUUGUCGGCGCUGCUCUGGCCGGCUUGAUUCUCAUUGUAGUGAUCGCAUACGUGAUCGGUCGAAGAAAGACCUAUGUGGGAUAUCAGACCCUUUGAGAAGCCGCUUUGCAAAUCAGCCACAAAAUGCGACGGGGUGGGCGGGGGUCCCCGCCAAGCCUGGUCCUUGGAUUCACGUGCAAUGAACUCAAUUGGCUCUUGACAAUUCAAACCCUUUCCAUUGAAGUCCGAAAUGUGUGAUGUUAUUUUGAGUGUGAAACAUGCACAAAAAGCAUUUGUGAGAGUCUUCAGGGACAAUAGUGUUGUAGUUUUUCUUCAAGGACCAAACUUGUCUGCACCCCCCCCCGUCUUUGUGGUUUUCUGUUUUUCAUUUUUUUUUAGGUUUUGCGAAUGAGCAAAUGCAAAAUCCACAUUUGUUAGCCACAGUCAUUUGGAAAUAGAACAUCAGAGUGCAGACAGACAUACAGAAGCAUCUCGAUCAAUUUGAAUAUCGUAGAAAAGUUCAAUUCAAAAUUGUAUUAUAGAUUCAUUAAACACUCAUUUUAAUUGUUUCUCUUGGUCAAUUUUGGCUUAGGUGUAAGUCCUACUUUUUGAAUUGAGUGAGCUUCUGAAAUGAAGUUUUCCCACAAUGUUUGAAUUUAUUGAGACGCACAUGUACAACACAAAACUUCCUUAAACAACACCCUCACGAUUCUGCAUUUGCUCUGCCGCCCCUCCCAUGUUGUUUCCCUUUAUGAUUUCAUCUCUUUGCACAUUAUAUUCUUUAAUUUUAUUUACUUUGAUUUUUUUGUAUUCUCGUCCCAAUAAUGCAGGGGUUGGGGAACCUCUUACGUUGUAUCGGCUAUGUAUGGCCAGUCAUGCAAUUGUACAAACAAAUUAACUGUUAUAAAAAGCCCCAAAACAUUGAAUCCGCAGAUGUUCAAAAUGUACCGUAUUUUCACGAUCAGAAGGCGCACUUAAAAGUCUUAAAUUUUCACCAAAAUGGACGGACGGGGCCCUUUAUAAUGCGGCGCGCCUUGUGUGUGCACCGAUUUCCAAAAUCUGUAAAUGUUGUUGUGUGACUUUGAUGAGCGCUCCGCUUGACUGACUGGGAGCAUUUCCUGCCGACACACUGCUCAUAUAGAGGGAAGGCGGACGUGACUGAGGACAGCAUGCGGACGUUAAAGGGGGAAGGGUGCGCGUGAAGGAGGACGCUAAAGGCUCGCCCCCAGUAGGUACAUAGCGCCGGUAUGCGCAUUGUGCAAAACAUCAGUUUGGCUCAGGACCCCCGAAAAUGGCACCUACGAAGAGACACGCUUACGAAGCACAGUUUAAACUGCAAGCUUUCAGUUACGCGGCGGAACAUGCGAAUCGAGCAGCCGCGAGAGAAUUCAAGAUCAACGAAUCCACGGUUCGCAAGUGGUGGAAGCAGGAAAACGCCGCCAUCAUUGCCGAACAGCCCCCCGGCAACGAGACUGACUCCGACAAUGACGAGAGGGAACCCGGCGUGUUUGAUGGAGAACUUGCCCGGCUGUUCGUUUCGGAUACAGAAGAUGAGGACUUUGAUGGAUUUGUGGAUGAGCAUUGAUCAAAAAACAACGUGAGUACAUUGUUAAAUACUUCAAUAAAAUACGACCGAACUCACUGUUUAUAUUGUUAAAUACUUCAAUACAGUACAACCGAACUCUGUUUUGCUCCUGCUGCCUUUUUAAAAACGUGCACUUUAGCGUGCAUGCAUGCUACCGUAUGUUUUAAGCUAGCAUAUGUUUUACCAUGCCCGCGCCCAAUAAUACGGUGCGCCUAAUGUGUGUGUGUUAAAUACCGAAAUCGAGCCCGUAACUUGAGACUCCGCCUUUUAGUACGGUGCGCCUUAUGGUCGCGAAAAUACGGUAGUUACUUUCUAAUAAGGUUGGGAAAAAGUGUGCUCCCCACCCCUGCCAUACUUCAGUCCAUUGAAAAUUUUCUCAGUAUUCCGAUGCAAAUCCUUCUCUUGAGUGCAAAAAAGAAGAUGGUUAAGCUCACUCAGUCACCAACGGGUGAACUUGUGAACCACUAGGAACACAUUUAAAAGAAGCAUUAGCCCAUGUUUGCCCCCGCGAAACAUUAGAUUUUGCAAUUGUUGAAAGACAUUUUUAGCCUCCCCCUCCCGACUUCCUCUGAAGACGUUUUGACGUGUGCGGGGAAACCAACGGCAUCACUUAACCGUCCCGCAUGUGGACACGUCACAGCGUUUUCUGUUACACUUUGCACGAUUCAGAAAAAUCAAUCUGAAGAGUCUUUUCUUCCAUAAUUGUUCUUAACACUAAGUUCUGAAAAGGGAUGAUAUUGUUUCAUUUGACAUUGUUUUCAUCUAAAUGCACUAAGAUGCUCCUUUAGCUUUUUUUUAUUAUUAUUUUUUUUGAUUGUCUUAGGAAAUUGUGUCACAUGAUGAUUAUGUGUUGUGAUCCAGGCUCUGAAGGCUGCAGGCGCUCCGAAAUCAAUUUGUAACAUUGUCACGUGGCAUCGGUGGUCAAUGUCAAAUCCUAAUGGAAGGUACAAUAACGCAGUAUUCUGCUUUCUGAUUGGCCAAUUCCUCUCACACUUCCUCGCGCCAUCCGCUUUCGCGUCACUUCCUGGAUGAUUUGGGAUUCGUGGGCGUCUUCGCGACCGCCCGGUUCGCCUUCCGCAGGUCGGCCAUGUUGAAUUCAUUAUUCCCAACAUUUUGUCACACGAGCACUGCAGCCCUGUCAGAACCUCAUGUGAACAAGGUUUUUUUUUUUUUUUUUUUUUUUUUUUUUUUUUUUUUUCAAGUCAGUGUGACACUCGUGUGUUACGCUGUUAUAUGAAUAUGAAGUAUUAGGGCCAUGCUGAACAGAAAAGAGUCACAUUUAUGAGAAUAACGUCGCAAAGCUUUGUUUGUUUAUUUAUUUUUAAUUUUUAAAGAAUAAAGUCAUACUUGACAAAUUGAAAAGACACUCAGUAGUCUUUAAGCGGGUACCCUUGUAAUAUUAGGGAUUAUAAUAUUAUGACUUUAUUAUCUUAAAAUUAUCUUUGUUUUGGUCAGAUUACAACUUUGUUCUCAAAAAAUGUUGAUUUUUACAACUUAAUUUUUGUAAAUCAUGUUAGUCAUAUUACAACUAUUUUAAAAGUACACUUCCCCCCCCUCAUAUUACAACUUUAUUCUCAUAAAAUGGCAUCAUUUGUCUCAUAGUAUUAUGACUUUAUUUGCAUAAAUUACUCUUAAUCUUGUAAAAUUAAAACAUUUUCCUUGAGUAAAAUAUUUUUCCCAUAGUGCGUAUUAUGACUACUCAUGAAAAACUCUCAUGGAAGUUAUUUUUGGUCAUAUCAUUUUAUUCUUCUUAAAUUACAGCUUUGUUCCUCAUUACAUUAUUCUCAUAAAUUACUCUCACAUUAGUUUUUUUUUUUUUUGUCACGACUUAAUUGUAAACUUCCCAUUUCCCCCCCCCUGUAUAUAAGUGUGUGUGUGUGUGUGUGUGUGUGUGUCUCAUAAUUCUAUCACUUUAGUCUCAUUGGAUUUUUAUCUUUUCGGUGUGGCCCGAAUACACAUUUGUGUUUAUGGUUUAUUUUUAUUUUUGUCUUGCAUUUUAAAAUGUGCUCCUUAACUUUGCUUUCCCCAGGACUUUGUGUGCGUGUUUGAACAGUUGCAGCAUUGUUGUUACUCUUUUCAGCUUUGUUCUACAUGAAUCAAUAGAGAAUAGUGCCUUGCUCAGUAUUGGCUUUCAUGGCUAAGCCUACAUAAGGCUUAUUAUCUCGCAUGUUCAACAAAAGGGAUUGCGCGCGUGUGUGUAAAAUGUUCUUGCACCGUUUUACUCUUUCAAACUGCAUCAUACAGAGUGUCUGGAGAUUUAUGGAAAUAAAAAUGUGCUGCUGUUCUGGCUA
Phycodurus eques (leafy seadragon) is the source of this 5500-nucleotide messenger RNA. It is a transcript of the gene lamp2, whose product is annotated as lysosomal-associated membrane protein 2. NCBI's taxonomy places the organism in Eukaryota, Metazoa, Chordata, Actinopteri, Syngnathiformes, Syngnathidae. The record is from RefSeq and is a predicted model, not a curated record. Bases 500 to 1741 code for a protein of 413 amino acids. Gene Ontology annotation, cellular component: membrane. The transcript has 9 exons.